CAAGCAUGGACGCGUCGGCGACGAGGAGCGUCAGUCGGUGAAAACACCGAAGCAAGAGGGGGUUGUGAUCGAUCACACAAUAAACGGAAACAGGCAACAGGCAUCGGUCUCACAUUCAAUAUUUCUCGCAUCGAUGUGAAAUGAGGUCAACAUGGGGGCCAAAGAGUCAAGGAUAGGUUUCCUCUCGUAUGACGAGGCGAUCAAGAGAGUGACGGACGUGGAGCUGAAGCGGCUGAAGGAUGCCUUCAAGCGAACCAGCGGACUCUCCUGCUACAUGAACCAGCAAUGCUUCUACAGAGAGGUCCUGGGGGACGGGGUGCCACCCAGAGUCGCAGAGGUAAUCUACAGUUCGUUUGGUGGCACAGCGAAAGGACUACACUUUAAUAACCUCAUCGUGGGGCUUGUUCUGCUGACCAGAGGAAGAGAUGAAGAGAAGGCCAAGUAUAUCUUCAGCCUGUUCGCCAGCGAGUCGGGCAGCCACGCCUUGCGGGAGGACAUGGAGGCCAUGCUGCAUGCUGUGGAUGGGGAGGUCCCCCCUUCACUCAGGAAGUGCUUCUCAGAGGGAGAGAAAGUCAAUUAUGAGAAAUUUAAGAACUGGCUGCUGCAGAACAAAGAAGCGUUUACGUUCUCCCGCUGGCUUCUCUCUGGGGGCGUCUGCGUCACCCUGACAGACGACAGCGACACACCCACCUUCUACCAGACACUGGCCGGAGUCACCCACUUAGAAGAGGCGGACAUCAUCGACUUGGAGAAGCGCUACUGGCUGCUGAAAGCUCAGUCUCGAACUGGCCGCUUUGACCUGGAAACCUUCGUUCCUCUGGUCUCCCCUCCAAUACAUGCCUCACUGAGUGAAGGUCUCUUUCAUGCCUUUGAUGAGAACCGGGACAAUCACAUCGAUUUUAAGGAGAUCUCCUGCGGGCUCUCAGCGUGCUGUCGGGGCCCUGAGGCCGAGAGACAGAAAUUUUGUUUCAAAGUGUUUGAUGUGGACCGGGAUGGAGUCCUGUGUCGAGCUGAGAUCCAGGACAUGGUGGUGGCACUGCUGGAGGUCUGGAAAGACAACCGCACAGACUCCCUCCCAGAGUUACAAGCCAACGUGUCUGACAUUGUGGAGGGCAUUCUGAAGAUGCAUGACACAACCAAGUUAGGGCACUUGACGCUGGAGGACUACCAGAUCUGGAGUGUGAAGAGUGCUCUUGCUAAUGAGUUCCUCAACCUGCUGUUUCAGGUGUGCCAUAUUGUCCUAGGGUUGCGGCCAGCCACAUCUGAGGAGGAGGGACGGAUCAUCAGGGGAUGGCUGGAGAGGGAAAGUAGACAUGGACUCCAGCCGGGACAAAACUGGUUCCUCAUCUCCAUGCAGUGGUGGCAGCAGUGGAAGGACUAUGUCAAAUAUGAUAACAAGCCCAUCAUAGCAGAACAACCAUCAGUCCUCGUAGCUGUGCGGGCCCCGUGGGCGAGGGCCACUGUGGAGCCAAUCUCUGACAGGGCUGCUACCACCACUUGCAGCAAUUCCUCAGAGGAGAAGCUCUCUGACAGCAUCUCCAGCGCAUCUGAGGCCUCCGAGACCAACAGCAGUGUGGCUCUGUCCAGCUCCGCAGCUACAGACACCUGCUUCCCCCGGCCACACAACCACAAUGUCUCUGACAACAACAACCAGUGCUUCUCAGGUGCCAAUGGAAAUGCACUCCCCCACCUGGCACCGCAGAGGCCCGGGGCCAUCGACAACCAGCCCCUUGUCACCCCGGAACCCAUGAAGGCCCCUACUCUGACCAUGGAGGGUGGGCGACUCAGGAGAGGGCAGCAGCUGGUGCCAGGGCAGGACUUUGAGACAGUGCCAGAGCCUGUGUGGAGAGCGCUAUAUCACUGGUAUGGAGCCAAUCUCAGCCUGCCCCGUCCGGUGAUCAGACAGACCAAGACAGAUUCCCCAGAGCUUGAGCUGUUCCCCCGCUAUCUGCUGUUCCUGCGCCAGCAGCCGAUGUCCCGCACCCCCCAGUCCAACAUCUGGGUCAAUAUGGGUAUGACGAGCCAGCGAAUGUUCCCCCAGCAUUUACCCAGAGGUAAUGUCCCCUCCCCCAAUGCGCCACUGAAGCGGGUGCUGGCCUACACCGGCUGCUUCAGCAGGAUGGCCACCAUCAAGGACAUCCACGAGUACCUGUCUCAGCGGCUGCGCAUCAGGGACGAGGACAUGAGGCUGUGGCUCUACAACAGCGAGAAUUACCUCACUCUUUUAGAUGAUGAAGACCACACAUUGGAAAGCCUGAAAAUACAGGAUGAACAGCACUUAGUAAUUGAAGUUCGGAACAAAGACAUGAGCUGGCCUGAGGAAAUGUCUUUCAUCGCCAACAGCAGUAAAAUCGACAGGCACAAAGGUGAAAUACUGCUUGUGUCAGUUCCCACAGAGAAAGGAGCCACGGGACUCAGUAACCUUGGAAACACAUGCUUCAUGAACUCCAGUAUUCAGUGCGUCAGCAACACCAAGCCUCUGACCCAGUAUUUCAUCUCAGGGAGACACCUGUAUGAACUCAACCGAACCAAUCCGAUUGGGAUGCGUGGUCACAUGGCCAAAUGUUAUGGCGAUCUGGUCCAGGAGCUGUGGAGUGGGACACAGAAGAAUGUUGCACCACUGAAACUCAGGUGGACGAUAGCAAAAUAUGCUCCAAGGUUCAACGGCUUCCAGCAGCAGGACUCUCAGGAGCUGCUGGCAUUCCUGCUGGACGGCCUCCACGAGGACCUGAACCGGGUCCAUGAGAAGCCCUAUGUGGAGCUGAAAGACAGCGAUGGGAGGCCAGACUGGGAGGUGGCAUCAGAGCAUUGGUGUCCUGAAAAUGGCAAGGAAGGGGCCUGGGAGAACCACCUUCGGAGGAACCGCUCCAUCGUGGUAGACCUGUUCCACGGCCAGCUCAAGUCGCAGGUCAAGUGCAAAACGUGCGGACAUAUUAGUGCGCGCUUUGACCCCUUCAACUUCCUGUCCCUUCCCCUGCCUAUGGACAGCUCAAUGCACUUAGAGAUCACAGUGAUUAAACUGGACGGGUCGACGCCAGUCCGGUACGGGCUGCGGCUCAACAUGGAUGAGAAGUACACCGGGUUAAAGAAGCAGCUGAGCGAGCUGUGCAACCUGAAGCCAGAGCAGAUCCUCCUGGCUGAGGUGCACUCCUCCAACAUUAAGAAUUUCCCGUUGGACAACCAGAAGGUGCGGCUGUCGGUGAACGGGUUUCUGUGCGCAUUUGAGAUCCCCGUGCCUGGUUCCCCCAUGUCCAUCUCCUCCCCCACGCAGACAGACGUUCCGGGUCUGGUGAACGGGAAGGCCAGUAUUGCCCCCAAUGGGAACCUGACAAGGCCCAGCCUGAUUCCUAAUGGCAUGCCGAACGUGGUCGUGCCCUACGGGGUGGAGCGGGGCCUGGCCAACAGCAUCCCCAACGGGCACGUGACACCCAUUCAGGAUAGCCCAUUCAUCGGUUACAUCAUUGCUAUGCACAGGAAGAUGAUGAGGACGGAGCUGUACUUCCUGUCAUCCCAGAAGAACAGGCCCAGCCUGUUCGGGAUGCCCCUAAUCGUGCCCUGUACCGUACACACCCGCAAGAGGGACCUGUACGACGCAGUGUGGAUCCAGGUGUCCCGCCUGGCCAGCCCACUGCCCCCACAGGAAGCCAGCAAUCACGCCCAGGACUGUGACGACAGCAUGGGCUACCAGUACCCCUUCACGCUGCGCGUGGUGCAAAAAGAUGGGAACUCAUGCGCCUGGUGCCCCUGGUACAGGUUCUGCAGGGGCUGCACAGUGGACUGCAAUGAGGACUGGGCUGCCGUGGGGAACGCCUACAUCGCCGUGGACUGGGAUCCCACCGCUCUGCACCUCCGCUACCAGACCUCCCAGGAGAGGAUCGUGGAGGAGCACACCAGUGUGGAGCAGAGUCGACGUGCUCAGGCAGAGCCCAUCAGCCUGGACAGCUGCCUGCGUGCGUUCACCAGCGAGGAGGAGCUGGGCGAGGAUGAGCUCUAUUAUUGCUCCAAGUGCCACGCCCACCGGCUGGCCACCAAGAAACUGGACCUGUGGAGGCUGCCACCCAUCCUGAUUGUUCACCUGAAGCGCUUCCAAUUUGUCAACGGCCGUUGGAUCAAAUCGCAGAAGAUUGUGAAAUUCCCCAGGGAGAAAUUCGACCCCAGUGCCUUCCUGGCGCCACGAGAGGCCGAGCAGAGCCUGCAGGCUCAGGGGGAGUGUCUGGGGGAGGAGAUGCUGAAGUGUGGGGGUGGGGACAUGGGGAGUGCCUCACCCCUCACUGCCCUCGCUGGGAUCUCCAACAGUGUUAAAGCAUCUCCAGGUUUGAGCAGGAAGUCCAGCAGGAACAGCAGCCCCAGCGGCAGCCCUAGGGGCGGGGCCUGGAAGCAGGGCCGCCUACGCCUGCCCCAGCUGGGCAGCCGGAAUCGUCUCUCCAACAGCAAGGAGAGCCUGGACUGUGGACGGGACAGUGCCACCGAACAGGAGCAGGGCGCGGCCGAGGCGGAUGGGCUCCGCCCACUGGGCGUGGCUGACGCCAGUGUCCAGGAGUCGUGGUCGGCAGAGGUGACCGCGAGCACCAACUGUGAUGUGAUCAUGGUGAACGGGCUGGGGCAGGAGAGUAGCCAAAGCAAUGGGCAUACGGAGUCUGGGGCCGAUGCGGACUCCUCCCAUCACCAAAGACAUGACAUCUGUCUGGAGCCCAUCUACAACUUAUAUGCAAUUUCAUGCCAUUCAGGAAUCCUGGGAGGGGGCCACUAUGUGACAUAUGCCAAAAACCCCAAUAACAAAUGGUACUGUUACAAUGACAGCAGCUGUAAGGAAGUCCACUCUGAGGAGAUCGACACAGACUCUGCCUACAUCCUGUUCUACGAGCAGCAGGACGUGGAUUAUUCCCAGUUUCUGCCAAAGACAGAUGGCAAAAAGAUGGCCGACACCAGUAGCAUGGACGAAGACUUUGAGUCAGAUUACAAGAAGUACUGUGUCCUCCAGUGACAAUUUGUUCUUCCGGAAAAGCAGCUGUAGCUCCUCUGCCGCCAGUGAGAGAGAGGGUGAGAGUUAGAGAGAGACAGAGAGAGAGAGAAAGAAAGAGAGAGAGGGAGGUUCCAAUGGCUCUCAUGGCCACGGAACAGAAGCACGAAAGUGACUGCACAUCACUGGGCCAGCGGAUGCCGGGGCGAGGGUGGGGUGGGUCUGUUGGCUAUGGUUGCCAUUUGGAAACGGUGGUACUUUUUUGAGCUUUUUUGGGUGUGAAGCAAGAGAAACGAGGUAAAACACUGCACCGGUUGGCGAUCAAAGCACUCACACACACACAUACACACACAGAGUAGUGACAUGAGCUCUUCUGUAUGGUGUGUUUGGAUAAACUGAUGUCACCAUGCAGGUGCACAUUUGCCACACUUUGAUAUCCGAAGGGUCUU
Molecule: messenger RNA, 5409 nt
Organism: Megalops cyprinoides (Indo-Pacific tarpon)
Lineage: Eukaryota; Metazoa; Chordata; Actinopteri; Elopiformes; Megalopidae
Product: ubiquitin carboxyl-terminal hydrolase 32-like
Exons: 35
Coding region: 152-4984 (1610 amino acids)
Biological process (GO): protein deubiquitination
Cellular component (GO): Golgi apparatus
Molecular function (GO): calcium ion binding; cysteine-type deubiquitinase activity
Source: RefSeq, a predicted model, not a curated record